Messenger RNA from Xenia sp. Carnegie-2017, 1848 nucleotides. RefSeq names its product PR domain zinc finger protein 12-like. Gene Ontology annotation, biological process: neurogenesis. The transcript has 4 exons. The coding region runs from base 487 to 1608 and encodes 373 amino acids. Gene Ontology annotation, molecular function: protein binding. The record is from RefSeq and is a predicted model, not a curated record. Lineage: Eukaryota; Metazoa; Cnidaria; Anthozoa; Malacalcyonacea; Xeniidae. Gene Ontology annotation, cellular component: nucleus.
AUAAAAAAAUAGGUAAUACACCACUAGGAUAGCCAAUGAUAACACGUAUUAAUAAAUUAACGUCCUAUGGAGAAUUCACGUUUAUAUCAAAGGAAAGUUCUGUGACGAGGUAAAACAUUGAUUAAGAGCAAAAUAACUAUCGAUUUUGUAUCCGAAGGUAGUCAAAUGUUGUGGCCUUCUGUGAUUAGAUGCAUAACCUAAGAUUCGGGUGAAAUAUAAACGACUGACAACUUCCGCUAAACCAAUAUAUUCAGCUCGAAAUUCUCCUUAUCUCAUAUGCCGUUUGCCAUGCGCAGUAAGGUUCAGCGCAGGUGCCUAACCGUUCAUUAUAAAGUGUUGAAUAAGCGAUGUAAAAAAUAAAGCUUGAUAGCUGUGAUUAAAGACAAAACAGUGUUUGGUUUUCUCACUAGCUUAUUUAACGCUGUCAAAAGAAUUACCGCUUCUUUGAAUCGUGUAUAUAAGACGAAGCUCGAUUGCAACGUCUUAAUGAAUUCAACUAUUGACGGUAAUACAGAAGAAGCAAAUCUAUUUAUGGUCCAAAAAAAAAAGUUAAAACAAACUAUGUCUUGGUAUUCUGAAAUGAAAUCGCUACACAUCACUCAAGACCUUUUACGUAGCGUACUUUACGGGAAAUGGUGCAACACCUUCGGAAACGAACGAGAAUUGACGUUCAAGCACGAUUCUGUUUUUCGAAGUACAGGUAUCUACAGCUCAGAAAACGCUCGUCGCGAGGCCCAAGUCAAUAUUUCCCGUUUUUCGUGCAGGGAGCUAUUGACAUCAUUAAAAACGUCCGAAACAAAAUGUGAAGAUUACAUGGCAUAUAUCUCCCUUCCAGAACAAGUCUAUCUGAGCUCUUCCUCAGUCCCCGGAGUGAGACACGGUAUUUUUACAAGUUGUUGGAUUAAAGAGGACACGCAUAUGGGUCCAUUCACGGGACGUGUCUUGCAAAAAGAUGAAAUAGACUUGAAAAAAGACAAUAAUUUCAUGUGGGAGAUUCUUAAUGAGAACGGAGAAGUAAGUCAUUUUGUUGAUGGAAAAAAUGAAACGCCAAGAAACUGGAUGUGUUUUGUUAACUGCGCAAGAAACGAACAGGAACAAAAUCUAGACGUUUUUCAGCACGGAAAAUGUAUUUUUUAUCGUGCAACGAAAGAUAUACCUCCAGAGCAAGAGCUCUUGGUGUGGUACGGUCCGAGUUAUGUUCAGUUUCUUGGAAUACCGGGCAUACCACCGAUUAUAGAACGAAAUCGUAGACGCAGACAUUACGAAGAUCAAAUGAAAGAAUGCUCUUCAGAAAACAAUGGACGAUUAAAAUGUCAAAUUUGUAGUCGUCGUUUCAACUCUCGCAGUAACCUCCGUUCACAUAUGAGAAUUCACACGCAAGAAAAACCCUUUCAUUGCACAUACUGCGACAAAUCAUUUUCUCAAUCUUCCACAUUACGUAAUCAUACAAGAUUACACACAGGUGACAAACCGUAUAAAUGUACAGUAUGUCAAAUUGCGUACUCACAACUCGCAGGAUUGCGGGCUCACCAGAAAUCAGCGCGUCACAGACCAGAGGUAUUGAGUAUUAAAAACAAUCUUAUAAUCACUAAUGGUCAGCGGUGUUAAGACCUGACUCUAAAGCUGAAACGUUACAAGAAGCUAUGGUCAGCAGUUUUCAGACUUGUCUCUAAAGCAGAAACCUUUAGGGGGGAGGGUGAAGGGUGUAAAGGGGGGAAGGGGGUGAAGGGUUAAAGCAUGUAAAGGGUGUAAUGGGGAUGAAGAGUGUAAAAGGGGGCGGAGGAUGACAAUAAUCUGUUACGAUUUAAUAUUGUAAAUCAUAUUAAUAUUGUGAUGAGUUCAUCGCAA